CCCCACCCCCCUCUCCUCUCCUCCUCCUCCUCCUCUUUUUUAGAAGCAGCGAUCGGAGAUGGAUGUCUCUCUUUGCCCAGCCAAGUGUAGUUUCUGGCGGAUUUUCUUGCUGGGAAGCGUCUGGCUGGACUAUGUGGGCUCGGUGCUGGCUUGCCCUGCAAAUUGUGUCUGCAGCAAGACUGAGAUCAAUUGCCGGCGGCCGGACGAUGGGAACCUCUUCCCCCUCCUGGAAGGGCAGGAUUCAGGGAACAGCAAUGGGAACGCCAGCAUCAACAUCACGGACAUCUCAAGGAAUAUCACUUCCAUACACAUAGAGAACUGGCGAGGCCUGCACACACUCAACGCCGUGGACAUGGAGCUCUACACGGGACUGCAGAAGCUAACCAUCAAGAACUCUGGACUCCGGAACAUUCAGCCCAGGGCCUUCGCCAAGAACCCCCACUUGCGUUAUAUAAACUUGUCAAGUAACCGGCUCACCACACUCUCCUGGCAGCUCUUCCAGACACUGAGUCUUCGGGAAUUGAGACUGGAGCAGAACUUCUUCAACUGCAGCUGUGACAUCCGCUGGAUGCAGCUGUGGCAGGAGCAGGGUGAGGCCCGGCUGGACAGUCAGAGCCUUUACUGCAUCAGUGCGGAUGGCUCCCAACUCCCUCUCUUCCGCAUGAACAUCAGUCAAUGUGAUCUCCCCGAGAUCAGUGUGAGCCACGUCAACCUGACCGUCCGAGAAGGGGACAAUGCUGUCAUCACUUGCAAUGGCUCUGGCUCCCCCUUGCCUGAUGUAGACUGGAUAGUCACUGGGCUGCAGUCUAUCAACACCCACCAGACCAAUCUGAACUGGACCAAUGUACACGCCAUCAACUUGACCCUGGUGAAUGUGACAAGCGAGGACAAUGGUUUCACCCUGACGUGCAUUGCAGAGAACGUGGUGGGCAUGAGCAAUGCCAGUGUUGCUCUCACUGUCUACUACCCUCCACGUGUGGUGAGCCUGGUGGAGCCUGAGGUACGCCUGGAGCAUUGCAUUGAGUUUGUGGUGCGUGGCAACCCAACACCCACGCUGCACUGGCUGUACAAUGGGCAGCCACUGAGGGAGUCCAAGAUCAUUCACAUGGACUACUACCAGGAGGGUGAGGUCUCUGAGGGCUGCCUGCUUUUCAACAAGCCCACCCACUACAACAAUGGCAACUAUACCCUCAUUGCCAAGAACGCCCUGGGCACAGCCAACCAGACCAUCAAUGGCCAUUUCCUUAAGGAGCCCUUUCCAGAGAGCACAGAUUUCUUUGACUUUGAGUCUGACGCGAGCCCUACACCCCCCAUCACUGUGACCCACAAACCAGAGGAAGACACUUUUGGGGUCUCCAUAGCAGUUGGACUUGCUGCCUUUGCUUGUGUUCUUCUGGUGGUUCUCUUUAUCAUGAUCAACAAGUAUGGUCGCCGGUCCAAAUUUGGAAUGAAGGGUCCUGUGGCUGUCAUCAGUGGUGAGGAGGACUCAGCCAGCCCACUGCACCACAUCAACCAUGGCAUCACCACACCUUCCUCGCUGGAUGCUGGGCCGGACACAGUGGUCAUCGGCAUGACCCGCAUUCCAGUCAUUGAGAACCCCCAGUACUUCCGUCAGGGACACAAUUGCCACAAGCCAGACACAUGGGUCUUUUCAAACAUAGACAAUCAUGGGAUAUUAAACUUGAAGGACAAUAGAGAUCAUCUAGUCCCAUCAACUCACUAUAUAUAUGAGGAACCUGAGGUCCAGAGUGGGGAUGUGUCUUACCCAAGGUCACAUGGUUUCAGAGAAAUUAUGUUGAAUCCAAUAAGCCUUUCCGGACAUUCCAAGCCUCUUAACCAUGGCAUCUAUGUUGAGGAUGUCAAUGUUUAUUUCAGCAAAGGACGUCAUGGCUUUUAAAAAACUUCUUUUAAACCUCCUUGUUCUGAUGUCACCUUGGUAGGAUGGGCCCUCUGAGAGGUUGGAAGCUCUAGGCAUUGUUCUUUUUGGAUCCAGGGAUGCUAAGUAGAAACUGCAUGAGCCACCAGUGCUCCAGUACCCUUUACCACCGAGAUGGGUGUGCAUCCCGUGGACCACUGGCAGGUUGCCCCCCCCCCUCCAGUCAUCACUGUGUUCCUUUUUCUCCGAGCCUCCGAGGCAGCUCCUGCCAACAUCUUUAGAGCCAAUAAAGAGAAUACAAACCCACGCACCAGGAGCUACCUUUUAAACACGCUAGCCAUUCUCUUGACCCAACCAUCACAAGAAAGCCUGAUGAAGUCCAGCCGCAUUCCAGUCUCAUUUUCCGACUUGGAAGCGUGGGGUCUCCAUGCUGGCCUCUCAGUGAUCUCGUCGCCCUGCGCAACCUCCAGCGGGGAGGAGUCACAGAGGACUCUUAAGCAGAGGUGGAGACGGCGCGGUAAGAGGAAGGGGAUCCAGGCCCAACCAAGUAUUGGCUACAGAUUAGGUCUCGGAGGGAAGAAUGGAAGACAGUCAUUUUGUUGGUUUAUUUUUAUUUUUGUGUGUAUGUGUGUAUGUGUAGAAAAAAAUCAUACUUUUUUUUUUUUUUUUUUUUUGUGGACACACUUGGCCCCUCCUUCUUCUUCUCUCUGGAAUGGCUCACACUGAGUGCAAUGUUAGAAAGUUCUUGGGGAAGAGUUUAUGCUGGCUCUACCUGGGUCCCUAGAGCUGCAGUUCGGACAAGCAUUGGCUACAGGAGGUCUUGCCUGUGAAUUGGCCAUCCUACUAGGACCACAAGGGACCAAGGGAAUCAGGGACCAAGACCCUUCCUCCUAGCUCAUGAUCUCGGGAUUGGCUCUAUCCCCUACUUCCACUUAUUCUUGACUCUGAGAACUUUUGGAACCCAGUGGAAUCAUCAUGCCAAGGUCAAGAUGAACUGAAGGGGAAGAGAAGUAAAACCUGGCCUCCUCCAGCCCCUGUCGUGGCACCGACGGGCUGUCAUCCAGGUCUCUGGAUGUGUGUGUUCACUGUGCUUGCUCUCACUCCUGUCUUACUCUGGAGCCAUCCUCUCCCAAAGAGGGGCAGUUCCCCCAUUUUCAGCUUGACCCUCUGGGGAGAGGGAAGGGGUUGGUAGUCCUUUACAUAAUAGGAAAGAAAAGUUUGCAGAGCUUGAAAGCUUUGCCAGGUUGGCUGAAGUAUUGGCUGAGUGAAUUUUGGCUUGGCCAAGUUCUCCCAGUUCCAUGGGUGUCCCUGUUAAGGGAAAGAAUAUGGAGUACCCCAAGUUCAGUUCUUGAGACAACAUGGUAUUUAGUAAAACCCAGUAUGUUCUCAUGUAGUGUUGCACAGCAGUUGGAAGACACAGAGCAUAUGUUUUGGAAAAUUUAUCAAAUUUACCUGAGUGCUAAAGAUCUUACUUAAGGGUUAUAUUCCCUAGGGCCUGUGGGUGAUGGUUCAUCAUGUCAGGUUCUCAGACGGAUGCUAUAGAUACCUCUGUGGGGUAUAUAAGCACAAAGCUUUCCAAGUUCUUUCCUAGGACCUGGAGUGGCCUCCACAGUGUCACUUUAGGUUCAGGGUUUCUCAAGGGCCCCCAGAUCUGUAGCUGUCCCUCCCAGCACUGCUUACCCCCUCCCCAUGGCUCUCUGUCAAACACUUCCCCAUCACACUCAGAUGAUCCCUUGGGUUCAGGUCACCUCCUGAGUGUGGCUUUAAGGAGUAAGUUUGAGGAUGAUGUUUUUAAUUGUUGUAAAUCAUGACCUCAUUUCCUGCCUCCCAGGCUCCAUCCAUCUUUUAGUCUGCCAUCUCUUCACUUUGUGCUAUGACAAUGGGGCGUUGUAUUUCCACAGAGACUUAUAGGAGUGUUCAGUGUAUAGUUUCUUAAUAAACACUUUAUUUUCUAAUGAAA
Molecule: messenger RNA, 3836 nt
Organism: Onychomys torridus (southern grasshopper mouse)
Lineage: Eukaryota; Metazoa; Chordata; Mammalia; Rodentia; Cricetidae
Gene: Ntrk3
Product: neurotrophic receptor tyrosine kinase 3
Exons: 14
Coding region: 59-1897 (612 amino acids)
Biological process (GO): multicellular organism development; positive regulation of kinase activity; cell surface receptor protein tyrosine kinase signaling pathway
Cellular component (GO): axon; signaling receptor complex; plasma membrane
Molecular function (GO): neurotrophin receptor activity; ATP binding; neurotrophin binding
Source: RefSeq, a predicted model, not a curated record